AUGCACGAAAACUCACCUCUCGCCGUGAAAGGUUCCCCACCUCACAGUGCUCUGUUUGGAUCCUUCACGCCUGCCCCGUCGGCUGCGUUUCUGGCCUCCCCCUCUUCACCGCCGUAUGUCUCUCCCCGAAACCAGGCACAGCAAACUGCGACCGCAGGUGAUCGCCUCGGAGAGAACCUGGUGAAAGACAAGGAACGCCGGGGGUCGGUGGCGCCCGGUUACCCGCCCGUGUCGCGUCGGCAAAACGAGAUCGCGUCCCCCGUGGAGUCUCUGCCGUCGGCAUCGCCCGCGACGAGUUUUGCCGCUCAGGCCUCACACGCUCUAGCGGCCUCUCCGUCUCCCCUGCCCUCGUCCGCCCCGUCUCCACCCGGGUCGCCCGCUCCCUCGCCCCCGGCUUCGCCCUCUUUCCAGCCUCAGUCGCCACCUUUGUCUCCUCGCAGCGCGCCUCUGGUUUCUCGGAUAGGCCCCGCAAGUGUCGCCCGGGAGACGGCCGUCGCGCAGAGUCCAGAGGCCGAGCCCAAGAGUGUCGUUGUGGCGGCGUCUGUGUUUGUGGGGAAGGAAGGCGUCGCUUCGCACCAAGAAACGCUUGUGGACGAGCGGGCGAUUGAGGUUCUGUCUCCGUGCGCAGCCCAAAACGGUCUGAACGGCGCGUCAUCCCCUCGGAUCCCGCCCCUCCCGCCAGCUGUUGGACGGGCAUCGGCGUUUCUCUCCGGGGCGUCGUGCUCGGGGGCGGCUGCCUCCGCUGCGGUCGCUGCGUCUGAUGCGACGUAUGGCGACAGCCAGAGACGGGAGGCCGGCCCGUGGGGACCAGGCAAGGAGAACGUUGCCGUUCGGACCCCAAGGGACAGAACGGUCCAGGAGGCGAAGGUUGGAGACAAGAGCCGCGCGGAGGUCGAAUCGCUGGCUAGGGGACUUGAGUUUAGAAACGCGUCUGCGGGUCUCCAAGAUCCGCCGCUGAGGAGCGGGGAAAGAGAGUCGGUGGCCGGGGGAAGAACUGGGGAAGAAGUGACCAGGUCGAGCAGGAAGGAGACAGAAGGAAACUUCAGGCAGGCAGAGAAGAACCAAAGCCGAGCACUAGAGCGACCGAGCGAAAAGCGCCUUUCGCCGCCUGAAACAGAAACGGCGUCUCGAAGGGCAGAGGCAGUCUCAGGGCGAGGCCCAGAGGCGCCGGCGGUGUCGCUCGCCCAGAAGCAGCCCGGAGACUGCGGUCGCGCGAACCGAUGGGCUCAGAGACGGCGGGAAGAACUCAGUGAGGAGAUUUUGCCGAAUCGCGACACCGGGCCAGGGGGUGCGCUGUUCAUCCAGACUCCCCGAACAGAGGCCUUCUUCCGAAUCCCGAAAGGGAGUCUUCCACAUCUGGAGCUGGCCAUGGAGCCUCCAGUUGCUCGGAGUUCCGCGGUAGAUGUCCAGAGGGACUGUCUCGGCCAAAAUGGCCUUGCCGCUCGCAGCCCGUUCCCUGCCGCACCAGACACGCCCGCGACUGUGGGCGAGCCGCUCGAGCGGGGGGGUUUCCGCGUCUUUCCUUGCCCCGCAACCGUCGGCGGGCAGGCGAGAAGGGAGCGCGAGGGCGAACGCGGCAGAGACAGCGAGGCUCGAAGAUGGUCAACGGUGCGUCGAGAGGCACCUGGAAAGGACGCUGCGUUGAGGCGAGGCGAGUCCGCGAAUCGACGCAGUUUGACAGAGUCGUUUUCGGUUUGCGGAACCGCGUCCGGCAGGUGGCCAGGCGUCGAGACGCCCGAAUCGCCUGCAGGAAGUCGCUCCGGCUCGGGUAUCUCAACGGCUGCAUCUUCCGAUGAUUUUGCUUCCUACGCCUUUCUUCCCAGUGAAGGCGGCGAGGUUCGCGAACCCCCGUCGCUCUGUUCGGCCGUGGGAGAGACAGGAUCCGAGAGGCGUUGUCUCCCGCUGUCGCACCCGCUCGCGUCCUCGCAUCUCGGCUCUUCGCCUUCCGUCUUCUCGGCCCUCAAGUACUGUACUGCACGCCUGUCCGGGACUGCCGCAACUCCGCGGGCCUCCUCGCCUCUGUCUCCGUCGCUCUCGCCCGAGCCAGGCAGCGGCGCAGAGCGAGACACGGCAGCGCUGGAUCGGACACCUCGCGCCGUAAAAGACAGAAAGGGAGCGACGCCACCUGCGUUUGCCGCCACAGGGCGUGUGCGUGCCCCUGACUCCUCUCCGCUCUCGAGCGAGGGACGGGGCGGCCGCGCCCUUCGCGCCGCUGCGAGUUCCGUCUUCCCGUCGGGAGUGAACGAAGCGCUUUCCGUGGCGAGGCCGGAACGGACGAAGAAGCGACUCAUCAGCCAGUCACGGGGUCGGGAGGACGCCCGCGCUUUGCCGAACAGUUCCUGGGUGUGUAUGGGUCAGCCAGGGCGCCAGGAGAGAAGAGGCCCGACCGCGCGCUUCUUCAGCACAGGGUCGGGAAGAGGGAGCAAAGACCCCUACGAGGUCCUCGGAUGCAGUCGCUCAAGCAGCACGCAAGAAAUCAAAAAGAAGUUCCGAGAAAUGGCGAAAAAGUACCACCCGGACUUGAACCCCGACCCGUCGGCGAAGCAAAAGAUGGCCGACAUCACUGCCGCCUACGAACUUCUGAGCGACCCGAAACAGCGCGAAUUCUACGACAAGACAGGCAUGACCCCAGACGAAGCUGCAGCAUCGGGCGCAGGUGGUCCUGGAGGCUCAGCGGCAGCAGGGAGUGCGGGUUUCGACGCGUCUUUCAUGUUCACUGACUUCGCCGAAAUGUUUGCCAACAUGGCGGGUUUUGCGGGCGCGGGAGGCGCAGGGCCUUUCUCGUCCUCAGCCUUUGGGUCUGCUGGCGCCGCUGCCGGCACCAGUGCGGUUCGCGGGGAAGACAUCCAAACGGAAGUGACAAUCGACCUCAUGGAUGCAGUCAAAGGCUGCGAAAAGACGCUCCACUUCAGCGCAAAGUGUGUUUGCAGCAGCUGCACAGGGACGGGAAGCGCCACAGGCAGCGGCGGCAUCCAGCGGUGUCGAACGUGCGGGGGGAGCGGCGUGCAGAGAGUGGAGCGAGGCCCCAUCGUUCUGGGCAUUCCGUGUCGUCAGUGCAACGGCGCCGGCCAGGUCAUCACCCACCCAUGCAGGACCUGCCGCGGGACAGGAGUCAAGACGCAGCCCAAGGUGCUCAACAUCGACAUCCCCAAGGGCGUCCGUCAGGGCAUGCAGAUGCGGGUUCCUAACCAAGGCCACAUGGGACUGCGGGGAGGCAAACCGGGGCACUUGUUUGUCAGCAUCAACGUGAAGCCCCACGACACAUUCCGCUGGAUCGACGACGACAUCCACAUCGAUUGUCUCCUUGGAGGCAGCGUCGAAAUCGCCACACUCGAUGGGAUGGUGGAGCUUCUGAUCCCGCCGAGCACGUCGCCAUCAACUGUCAAAAUCCUCAAGGGACGGGGACCGCCGAAAAUCGACCAGCGCGGAGGCGUUGGGAAUCUCGUCCUCCAUUUCACCCUCAAGAUGCCUACAUCUCUGACGCCCCAGCAGCGACGCUAUAUCGAGUUGUUUGAUCAAAUUGAAGACGCUCGCACGUCUGCGUACAACGGCCAACGCGACUCGGACCCGCGAGCGGGAUCUAGCCAGGCGCGUGAGGAGAGCGAUCACAGAGGAUCUCGUCGCUCCUCGUCUUCUCCAGCUCGAAGUGAAGACGCGGCGAAAGACAGCGACAAGCACGCCAGGCGAAAGACAGAGAAAGGCAAGAAAGCGUCGGAAGACGAACAUUCUGGACACGAAGUGCACAGCCAUCCAGCGCCGCCGCCGCCUCCGCCCCCUCCACCGCCGCCUCCGCGAGCUCAGGGAAGUGUUGAGCGGCAUUCUCGCGACAAAGAUGUCAGUGACAACGGCUCUUGUUCCAAGCCCGAAGCGAUGGCAGCGUCUUCUGAGUCUGUGGAAUCCGUGAUGGCGUCGGAUUCCGCUGCCGAGGCAGAGUUGGAAAGGGAUGUGGAAACUGCUGCGGGAAGUGAAGCGCCAGAAAUACAGACCGACCCCGAAGACGAGAAAGACGAGGUGAAGUCUGACACGACAGAGGACAAGCAGAAAGCCUAG
This is a messenger RNA of Neospora caninum, 4050 nucleotides long. Its product is annotated as chaperone protein DNAJ, related. The record is from RefSeq and is a predicted model, not a curated record. Gene Ontology annotation, molecular function: heat shock protein binding; ATP binding. Bases 1 to 4050 code for a protein of 1349 amino acids. The transcript is spliced from 9 exons. Gene Ontology annotation, biological process: response to heat; protein refolding. Lineage: Eukaryota; Apicomplexa; Conoidasida; Eucoccidiorida; Sarcocystidae. Gene Ontology annotation, cellular component: cytoplasm.